This is a messenger RNA of Dreissena polymorpha, 777 nucleotides long. RefSeq lists its product as uncharacterized. The record is from RefSeq and is a predicted model, not a curated record. Gene Ontology annotation, biological process: cell-matrix adhesion. Lineage: Eukaryota; Metazoa; Mollusca; Bivalvia; Myida; Dreissenidae. The transcript is spliced from 6 exons. Gene Ontology annotation, molecular function: calcium ion binding. The coding region runs from base 17 to 700 and encodes 227 amino acids. Gene Ontology annotation, cellular component: extracellular region; lysosome.
ACGCAUAUCACAACCCAUGAAUUCAUUUCAGAUUGUUCGCUCCGUAAGUACAUCGUUCACUAUGCUGGUAAGAUUCUUUUUCCUCGUUGUCCUGUGUUCCAUCUCUCGGGCGGCGGAUCCGACCCCAUGCUGCAUUCCUCAACAGUUCAAAGCGCGCAUGUUCUCCUUGUCCGCCGUUCUCACUGCAGGAUCAACUAACCCGGUCAUCGACGACGAUGUCAUCCAGCUUACGUAUGACUUCACGCACCAGCAGACGCGUCUGGAUGGUCAGACCCUCAUAGAUCCGGCCACCGGGGCCAGGGCCAACUACACGAUCUACAACGACUAUAAAAACCACCAUACGUACACGAUCAAGGGCGGAGUAUGCAGCCAGACAGCCCUGAAUCAGCCCCUGGUCCCUCCCUGCAUCCCAGCAAACUUCACGUACGGCGGCACCUACAGGGUCGGCUCCUCUGCCAGCAACACGCAGGUACAGAUCUGGAGUGGCACCUAUCUGGGAACGCUUUGGAUGAACACGCAUGUGUCCGACCAGAAUUGCGCACCCGUCUCUGUCAAUUUCUUUGGGGACGCUCCCGACGGCAGUGCUAAACUGCUGACGUCAUACCAGUUCUUAGACGUUAGAAGUGACGUCACCUUACACGAAAGCGACUUCAGGCGACCGGAUGAGUGCAAACACGGCGAUGCAGCUGUUGGAAAGUGACCGACGCAUGUAGGGCUGGUUUCGCAAUGUCUUUGUUUGGUAGUGGUUCAAAUAAAAUUAUAAUAUUUGCUCAGGAA